Messenger RNA from Sitophilus oryzae (rice weevil), 850 nucleotides. RefSeq lists its product as uncharacterized. The record is from RefSeq and is a predicted model, not a curated record. The coding region runs from base 392 to 814 and encodes 140 amino acids. The transcript has 3 exons. NCBI's taxonomy places the organism in Eukaryota, Metazoa, Arthropoda, Insecta, Coleoptera, Curculionidae.
GGUAGGUGUCCACAAUGAAGUUAAAAUGUCAUGAAAUUUUUAUUUCAUGAAACAUUUGUUUCGUGGUGUGUUUUCACAUGGAGGUAAAAAUUUCAUCACUCGCGAUUGUUUGAAAUUUUUGGUUCAUGAGACACGACGUAAAGUGAAACUGCUAUUUCCACAGUGAUUUAGUUUUUGUGCAUGAUACAGUUUAUAAUAAUAGAAGUGAUGGCCACAAGUUGGAGAAGACGAAAAUUUAUGUUGUGAGGUGUUUUAUUUCAACAAUGCCAACAAAAAAAGAUAGAAGAAAGGCAGCAGCUUGUUAUUAUUACCUUGCUGUUAAGUCUCGUUGUACAGAAAAGAAAGGUCUCAUAGAUAUUGGGUGAGAGAUUGGAUUAAAAGAAGAGAGAACAUGAAUAUAAUGGAAAUAUUAUUAAAAGAACUAGAACAGGAAGAUGAGGUAUGUUACAAGAACUUUCUUCGAAUGUCUGCCGCUGAUUUUCGUUAUUUGCUGGACAAAAUAAAAUUUGUAAUAGAGAAACAAAACACACAUAUGCGAAAUUCAAUUCCAGCAGCUGAGCGGCUAGCCAUUACUCUUCGAUUUUUGGCUACCGGAGACAGCUACCAUUCCUUAAUGUAUUUGUUUCGCAUACCUGUAUGUACUAUUUCGCGAAUUAUACCAGAAGUGUGUUCUGCUAUUUACAAUGUUUUAAAGAAGAAUAUCUACAAGUUCCAAGCUCUGAGCAAGAGUGGCUACAAAUUGCACGACAGUUUGAAGAAAAUGGAAUUUCCCACAGUGCAUAGGUGCACUGGACGGCAAACACGUCGCCAUUAAAGCACCUAAACACAGUGGAAGUCUCUUUAUAAUUAC